Molecule: messenger RNA, 1929 nt
Organism: Kwoniella shivajii
Lineage: Eukaryota; Fungi; Basidiomycota; Tremellomycetes; Tremellales; Cryptococcaceae
Exons: 6
Coding region: 1-1929 (642 amino acids)
Biological process (GO): rRNA processing
Cellular component (GO): Pwp2p-containing subcomplex of 90S preribosome; small-subunit processome
Molecular function (GO): protein binding
Source: RefSeq, a predicted model, not a curated record
AUGGCACAGAAACACAAGAGGCGAUCAAGACCAUCAGAUCUAGAGAACUUGCCUCGAACAGAAGAGGUGAUUCACGACUGGGAAAAAUCAGAUGAAGAAUUGGAUUUGGAAGAAACUCUAUUUGGUGCCAGUAAGAAAAAAUCGAAAUCUGCUGCUGCUGGUUUCGCAAUUGACAUUCAAGGAGAUCAAAGUGGAGACGAAGGAGAAGAGGGAGGUUUAAGCGAUCUGGAUGAUAAUGAUUUAUUCACUAUCGAUGCUCCAUUGGCAACAGAUUACGAAAUUGAUCUAGAUGGUUUACCGGAUGAUCAACCUUCGUCAGACGAUGAAGGAUCCGACGCAGAAUCAUCUUCUGCUGGAUCUUCUUCCGGCUCAUCAUCCUUAUCCUCAUCCUCAUCUGCAUCAUCUGUUGCUGGGAAUGAAUUCGUAGCUACUUCAUCAAGAUCAUCUUCACCUUCUUCAGAAUUGGACGGAGAAGGAGAAGAAGUGGAUACCAACAAACCUAGUAUAACGUUGCCCGAUGAUAUAGUCGAUUUUCAAGUUGAAGAAGCUAAAUUAAAAGGAAAGGGAAAACAAUCAGUUUGGAAUGAUCCAGCAGACGAAAUGAUAGGGGUCGAUAUGAGUGAAAAUAGACGUUUGAGGAAAUUGGAUAGAGGCAAAAAAAGAAAGAUUGAAGGUGAAUUAAUUGAUGGUAAAGAAUUACAAGAUAGAUUAAGAGAACAGUUCGAGAGACUUCAUCCUCCUCCUGUAUGGGCAACGAAGCGUACGAUAAUAGGGACACCAUCAUUGUCAUCUUUAUUAACAUCAACGAAAUCAUUCAUUGCACCUUCAAAAGCUUUACCAGGUCAAUCCAGACCGGCUUUACAAACAGGAACGAUCGAUUUACAAAGAAUGAGAAAUGCAAAUCAACAAAAUCCCACUACAGGUAAAAGGGAAGCCGCAAAUGCAGGUGGGGGUAUCGUAGAUUUCGCUUGGCACCCUUCGGAAAAAGUUGGUGUAAUGGCCGUUGCAGGUGGUGAUAGAAGAGUCAGAUUCUUCAAUAUCGACGGACAUACAAAUCCAACUUUAAUGACACUUCAUAUCCCCUCGCUCCCACUAUCACGUUCAACAUUCCAUCCAUCAGGUUCAUCAUUACUCUUAGUUGGAAAUCGACCUUUCUAUUAUACCUAUGAUCUGGCUUCGCAACGAUGUCUCAGAUCACCUAAAAAUUUAUUCGGAUCAAUGGAUACACCUUCUUCACCUAACUCAUUACACAGACAUGCUUUCUCGCCCGACGGAAGUCUAUUAGCUGUUGCCGGUCGAAGAGGUGCCAUUUCGAUACUGGAUUGGUCAAGUUCAGGCUCAGGUGGCGUAGUAGCUGAAUUGAGGUCAGGAAGAGGUGGUACCUCAAUCGAUCUCUUGUGGAGUACAGACGGGAAAGAAUUAAGUGUUCUGGGCGGAAGAGACGGUGCUGAAAUUGAAGUGUGGGAUUUGGCAGAAAGAAGGAUUAAAAGUAAAUGGAGAGAUGAUAGAGCUCUAGGAGGAAAUUUAAUGAAAUCAAGUAGAGAUGGAACGUAUACUGCUAUUGGCUCGUCAACGGGAAUAGUAAACGUAUACAAUUCAUCUUCACUCACUUCUCCCACUGGAUCAUCCAGAGGGUUAAAUGAAUUUUCGCCUGAACCAUUCAAAUCACUCGAACAAUUAACAAUGUCAAUUACAAGUAUGGCAUUCCAUCCUUCGAAUGAGGUUUUGGUAACUGCAAGUGAAGGUAAAAAAGAUUUAUUGAAAAUGUAUCACCUACCAUCAGGAAAUACUUUCUCAAAUUGGCCAACUCCAGCUACGCCAUUAGGUAGAAUAACUUCAAUUGGAUUUUCACCUUCGGGUGAAUAUCUAUCCGUAGGGAAUCAAAGAGGUACUGUCUUGUUAUGGUCUUUGAGGCAUUACGCUUUGUAG